AUGAUAAGGUUACUAACACCAACUCUAAGACUUCGUGUCAUACGAAGAGGGCCAAUUAAUAUAAGACCAUUGAGUUCCUCGAGUAUUCUAAGAAUCAAUCCCUUAUUACCAUUCGAUGUGCUUGAAGAAUUAACCUCAGAAGAAUUAGAGGAGAAGAAUGAAAAAUUGAAGAAAGAUAAGAAGAAAUUGAAGAAGAAGUUACAUGAUGCUAAGGAAAAUAAGGUCUAUAAGACAGAAAAUGAUUCUGUUCCUUUGAAUAAAGCUGUGGUUCCAGGAACUCAAGAUUUGGACGUUAAAAAUUCCAAAAGUUCAUCCUCAGGCCAAGUAGGAGCAAACUCCGAAGAUGAAAUUGGUGGUUCAAAUCAAAAAGACAUAAAUGGGAAUGGAAAUGGAGAUGUUAGUUCAGGAAACGGAGGUGUUGGUUCAGGAAAUGGAGGUGAUGGUAACAAACCUCCUCGUGAAGAAGAACAACAAGAAGAGGAAGAACCUGAAGAAGAAGAAGAACCCGAAGAGAGUAGAUUCCAAAAAAUGAUGGGUAGAUUGAGUUCAUUUUUCUUCAAAUGUCUUGAAACUAUUGGUAUUACUUUCAGUUCUGUAGGUAUUUUAGGUGUGGCUGGAUUCCUUUACCAUAAAUUUUACAAUGCCCAUGUAUUGGAUAAAAUUGAUUUAGCAUUUGAUAAAGGAGAUCCAGGGUUCCAAUUAUCAAUCCAUAAGAGAACCAAUAAACACAUAGAGGACGAGAAUUGUGUUGAACAUGAUUUAAGUGCCUAUUGGGUGGAAAGACCUCAACAGAAACUAUUAGACGAUAUUGUUGCUGGUAAAAUCGUGGGUAGAUAUUUUCUUUUGGUCGGGGAAAAAGGUACUGGUAAAACUUCAUUAUUAUUGGAAUCCAUGAAGAAAGUAGAAGGUCAUAAUGUCGCUGUAUUUGAUGCUCAUGCUGAUCCUGAAAUUUUCAGAAUUCGAUUAGGAAGAGCUUUGAAUUAUACUUUUAACGAAGAUUAUAUUGGUUCUUUAUUUAGUAUCAAAGGUCCAAGAGAUACAACCGCUUUAUUGGACAUUGAAAGAGGUUUCAAUAAAGUUGAAGAAUUAGCGUUAAGAAGAGUUCCUUUUCAUGGUAACAAACCAUUGGUUAUCAUCAUUAAUAAUGCACAUUUAAUCAAAGAUAACGAAGAAGGAAUCAAAUUGAUUGAAUUACUCCAACAAAAGGCCGAAUCAUUGAGUGGAUCGGGAUUAGUCACCAUGAUAUUCAACUCUGAUGACUAUUGGGUGUAUGAAAAAUUGAAGAAAUUAGGUACAAGAUUAGAAUUAAUCAAUGUUAGAGACUUUAAUCGUCAUGAAACUGUUAAAGCCCUUCAAUUCAUAAGAGAAAAACAUUUUCCAUCCCAUAUCAAUCCUAAAUUGAAAUUAAAUGAUUCUGAUUGUCAUAAGGUUUAUGAUUUAAUCGGUGGUAGACCUCAACACAUCCUGCAAGUUGCUAGACAUAAAAACAUAUUCAAUGCUUGUCAUGAAAUCAUUGAUAGGGAGAAAACUUGGUUCCUCAAUCAAUGUGGUAUCUUGGGAUUUUCCAUGGAUGAUGAUGUUAUGGAACAUGGUAAGUUCAGUUCUAGUGCUAUGUUAUUAAUGAGAGAAUUCGUGGAGAUGGAUAGAAGCAGAAAGAAUACCUUAAUUUUACAAACCGAUCCCGAAGAAAAGGAUAAGCAUAAAAAUCACGAUCUACCCGAAUUACCACUUUGGAGAGCCCGUCAAAUUAUGACUAGACCGGAUUAUAUUCAAUCAUAUGAUAAUUUAAAUAUCUUUACUAUUGAUUCCGAAUCCAGAGUCCGAGCUGAUUCAAUCCCCAUGAUGAGAGCAUUCCAUGAAAUUGCAUCUCAACCAUACUUUGAUAAAUUAUUGGAGGAUACCAUUGAAAGAGUAGCUGAUAUAGAAUCUUUGAACAGAACAAGAGAAAUCCUUAUUAAGGACUUGAAUCUCGGAAGUAAAUAUCUUAUCAAGAAGAAUGAGGGAAACAUUGAGUUUUCAUUGGAUAAGUCAAAGAAGCAUAAAUUCAAAGUAGGUGAUGAAGAUGAAGAUGAAGAUGAUGAAGACAAUGCAGCUUUUUUGGAAGCUAUUCAUAGGAAAGAAUCCAGACAAUGGUGGAAAAAAAGAAUGCAAAAGUUUAAUUCUAGGGUCACAUCUGAUGGUACUGAAUAUGACAUUGAUAUAAAUAGGAAAACUGACGUUCAGCAGGAAAAUACGAAGAAUUGA
Yamadazyma jaroonii is the source of this 2244-nucleotide messenger RNA. NCBI's taxonomy places the organism in Eukaryota, Fungi, Ascomycota, Pichiomycetes, Serinales, Debaryomycetaceae. The record is from the annotation of a GenBank genome assembly.